UAGUGCCUGACAGUCAUCACCGAAGGAAAAAUAUUCAGGGCGUGGAGCAGCUCCUCCAUGUUUGUUGCCCGGUUCGAUAUCAACAGUAGUGCAGCGAUUCACAGCCGGACUCUUAUCUGGUUCUGAUUUAGGAGAUUUUAAGUUAAAAUUUAAAAUCUGAAACGUUCAAGAAGAUGCAGGAUGACGCGCGCUACCUCAAACGCAAAGUGACUGCAGGCAGUCUAGAUGUUCAUCCCACGGAGAAGGCCCUCGUGGUCCACUAUGAGGUGGAGGCGUCCAUACUGGGGGAGAGUGGAGGUCAUAUGCUGGGCGAACGCAAGGAGGGACAAAAGAUCAUCCGUGUGAAGAGUCUGUCUCCCAGUACAGAUGUGGGAGCUUUGGCCAAGAAAGUGGUGGAGGAGUGUAAGCUCAUCCCUUCCUCCCGUUUGCCCCAGGUGGAGCAGCUCCUCUACUACCUGCAGAACAGGAAAUCAUCCCCUGUGGAGGGAAAAGUGGAGAAGAAAGAAAAAAGAAGUGUGAAACCCAGAGAGUUGACACCGUUUGAAGGAAUGGAGUUAAAUGAGGAAGCCAGUAUAACCAAAGUGGAUGAGUAUGUGGAGCUGCUCUAUGAAGGCGUCCCAGAGAAGAUCAGAGGCUCUGCUCUCAUUCUGCAGCUCGCCCGCAACCCUGAAAACCUGGAGGAGCUGCUACACAACGAGGCAGUUCUCGGUGCUCUGGCCAGAGUACUGAGGGAGGACUGGAAACAGAGUGGGGAGCUGGCCACCAUCAUCAUCUACAUCUUCUUCUGCUUCUCUAGUUUCUCCCAGUUCCAUGGAGUGGUGAGUCAUUAUAAAGUAGGUGCGUUGUGUAUGAGCGUGGUGGAACAUGAGCUGAAGAGACAUGACGUGUGGUGUGAGGAGCUACGCAAGAAAAAUAAGGCUUGUGAGUCAGCACCGGAGAAUGGUUCCCUAAGAAGAGACCAAGACAAAGCUCUGAGGAAGUACCAAGGGCUUCGGGCUAAACAGGAGCAGCUGCUCAGAGUGUCUCUUUACCUCCUGUUGAACCUCGCUGAGGACACGAGAACGGAGCUGAAAAUGAGGAAUAAGAACAUUGUUGGUCUGUUGGUCAAAGUUCUUGAUCGGGAUGAUGAGGAGCUGCUGGUCCUGGUGGUUUCAUUCCUGAAAAAACUGUCCAUCUUUUUGGAGAACAAAAACGACAUGGCUGAGGUUGACACUGUAGAACGACUGGCUCGUCUGGUUCCCUGUGACCAUGAAGAUCUGUUAAACCUGACUCUGCGCCUGCUGCUCAACCUCUCCUUUGACUCUGGGCUCCGAGCCAAGAUGGUUGAAGUUGGACUUUUGCCUAAACUGACUGGCUUGAUGGCUGAUGAGAACAACCGUCAAGUAGUGAUGCGUAUCCUGUAUCAUAUCAGCAUGGAUGACCGCUUCAAGGGCAUGUUUGUUUACACUGACUGCAUACCUCAGCUCAUGCAGAUGCUGUUUGAGUGCAGUGAGGAGGAAAUUGAGGCCGAGCUCAUCUCCAUCUGCAUCAACCUGGCUGCAAACAAGAGGAACGCUCAACUUACAUGUGAAGGAAAUGGGCUGAAGAUGCUGAUGAAGAAAGCUCUUAAGACAAAAGACUGUCUGCUGAUGAAGAUGAUCAGAAACAUCUCACAACACGAUGGACCAACCAAACCUCUGUUCAUAGACUAUGUGGGUGACCUGGCAGCAGAGAUCCGUGCAGAGGAAGAUGAGGAGUGGGUUCUUGAGUGUCUGGGGACACUGGCCAACCUCACCAUCCCUGACCUGGACUGGGAGUUGGUGCUGAAGGAGUACAACCUGGUACCUUACCUCAAAGACAGACUCAAACCAGGCUCAGCAGAGGAUGACCUCAUCCUAGAGGUGGUGAUUAUGAUUGGAACGGUUUCCAUGGAUGAUGCCUGUGCCGCCAUGUUGGCUAAAUCUGGCAUCAUUCCUGCCCUUAUCGAGCUACUGAAUGCCCAACAGGAGGACGACGAGUUUGUGUGUCAGAUUGUCUACGUCUUCUAUCAGAUGGUUUUCCACCAAGCCACACGAGACGUCAUCAUCAAAGACACCCAGGCUCCAGCCUACCUGAUAGACCUGAUGCAUGACAAGAAUGCUGAGAUUAGAAAAGUGUGUGACAACACCCUCGACAUUAUUGCUGAGUACGAUGAGGAGUGGGGGAGGAAGAUCCAGUCAGAGAAGUUUCGUUUCCAUAACAACCAAUGGUUGGAGAUGGUCGAGAGUCGUCAGGCUGAUGAGUCGGAAACGUAUCUCUAUGAUAACGACAAUGACAGGGCCGAUCUCUUCUAUAGUGCAGAUGGAAUAACUCCAGCAGACGGCUGCGUCAGCCCAGAUUUCUUCAGUGACCUGCAGGCUCAGAAUGGAGACUCACACCUCACAGAAGCUGACAGAGACAUCUUCGACCAGACCAGCUCGUCACCUGGACGACCAGCCACUGCGUACGGCUUUAGACCUGACGAGCAGCCCUUCUAUCAGUACACAUAGACACACACACACGUCAGGACAUCCUGACAUGUUAACCAUCCACAAUCUGCACAUCCACAUCAUUAGAAUGACAAUAAAAUAUUACAAAAUACUAAUGCCCACUACGAUCGUGUAGAUAGACGAUGAUCUCACUGAUUGGAGGUGUUCAGAGUGGUUAUAGCCCAACUUUCCCAUUAUUGUAUCAAAUUAUUGUUCAUAGUAGUAGCAUUAAAUUAAAUUAAAAUUAAAAAUAAUCUUACAUCUGCAUAGUUUCACGUCUGAUUCUCCCACAUAAAACAAUUGCAAGCACACACACAACACUCGGACUGGACUGUGUGUAGAUGCCUCGCUGUACAUGACACAGAGUGGAGGAGAUUAGAGAUAUACAAAAAGAACAAAUCAAUCUGCUUGAUUUUUAGUUUUUUUGUGUUUUUAAAGUUUUUGUCAAAACUGCAAGUGAAUGAACAGUCAAUGUGAUAGAGAGAGAGAAAUGAGCCAUAAAAACAUAAAUAGCAUGAUGUGCCUCUGCAGCUCUAACGGAGUAAGAGAGAUGAGUUUUGGUCAGUACAUAGUUGUAAUUAUUAAUUCUAGCACGAUAAUAAACACUUACCAUGUUGGAGUGGGAGCCAGAUAGAUCUUUUAAAUAUUACUAAUACUCAUGACAGACUUGGUGUGAACCCACCCAUUUUUUCAAGUAAUCAGGAAUAAUAGAAGAUCCAGUAGUUGUGGAGAAGCCUGUAUAUAACACUGCAGAUUAUAAAGGUGUUAUUUAAUAACCUGCAGUUCCACACAGUCAUUACCCAUUUCCUUAAUUCCACCACCACAACAACAAAGAAGAACAUCAAGUUAAUGUUAAAUCUUACUCACUGGCCACAGUCUUUGUAUGAUAAGUUUUUUGUUGAACAGCAAAUAAUUUAAAGAAUGUGAACAAACUUUAUUUUUAUCUAUGUUGAAAAGUUUUGCACAUGUUUUGUUUAUAGUGAUUAUUUGUUGCCUCCUCAAAUCUACAUAAAAACACUCAGAUACUUUCUUACCUUGGUUCAAGGGUUUGAGAUCCACCAGACUCUGUAUAACACUGUCAACAUCUUGAGUAACAGUAAUUUUAAUAACAUGCACUACAAUGUACAUAACUGUGUUUUUUAAUGUCACUGUAAACUGGGCACAUUGCUGCUGGUUAUCCUUACAUCUUGGAGUGCUUUUACACUUGAAAGCAGAACCAAGAACAGGCAUCACCGUCUGUCACCAACUAUUACAUGUUAAUACAUUCACAGUUUUCUUCUUUUGCACUGAUACAGUGGCAGCUGAGUAGUGGAGGGAAAUAGGUAUAUAUAUAUAUACAUACUUGGCAGAUAUUUCUGAAAAUAUAUAUAGAAAAGUGCAGGUAACACUAACAUAAUGUGCUGCUGUUGCGCUAAGGUAAAACCACACAAAUUUGUAUACACCCCAAAUAUGAAGCUGUCAUCAUAUUUGUGAUAGAAUUAAAAUGAUUUGAAUGAUUUGCUUCCAUAUCAGUGGCCCAGCUCUAGUUUUCUCAACGACUGUUAAACAGAGAAAAGGCCCCAGACUGAUUGAUGACUGGUCUAAAUUUUCAAUAAUACAGUAAUUGUAUUAGCAUGUGCCGUGUUUAGUAUGUUAAGUUAACCAUUCUGACAUUUCAUGUAUUUACUGUACAUAUUUCCCUGUUUUAACAGCAGUGAGAGCAGCUUUGGACCAUGUGGAGUCAAUGUUGUGUCGACAGUGUUAUUGGUAGCAUGUUUAUGGCUGUUUUCAGUUUUGCCAGGGUCCUGCAGUAGUAACUGUCUCACAGUGUUAUUGUUUACUGUGUGUUGUUAGAGCCGCAGAGCUUUAAUACGAGAAAAUGAUGGGAAUCAGCAUAAUUACACAUUUCAAACCAAAAACACAUUGUUCCAUGAACUAAACUACAUAGUUCUUAAUGAAGAGGAGAGUUGUACAUUCUGUUAAGUGCUCGACAGUUUUGCAACAUAUUGUUAUUACUUUUAGGCAUAUUUGCACAUAUAGUUAUAUUUUGAUGCAUGGUUAUAGUUUGUUUUUUUAUCAUAAGUUAUUGUGAAACUACAGUAUGUACACUAUAUUAUUGUUUUUAUGAUUUUAUUGCUACUUAACAAAAAAAACUGUAAAAAGUAGUAAGUACUGGACUAUAGAUAUUCUUCAUCAUCACUGUCUUUCUUCUUUAAAUAAAAACACACAUAUGAUAUUU
This is a messenger RNA of Hippoglossus stenolepis (Pacific halibut), 4704 nucleotides long. RefSeq names its product kinesin-associated protein 3. Gene Ontology annotation, molecular function: kinesin binding. Gene Ontology annotation, biological process: cilium organization; microtubule-based movement. Gene Ontology annotation, cellular component: ciliary transition zone; axoneme; kinesin II complex. The transcript is spliced from 20 exons. NCBI's taxonomy places the organism in Eukaryota, Metazoa, Chordata, Actinopteri, Pleuronectiformes, Pleuronectidae. The record is from RefSeq and is a predicted model, not a curated record. The coding region runs from base 174 to 2507 and encodes 777 amino acids.